This is a messenger RNA of Pseudomyrmex gracilis, 5492 nucleotides long. RefSeq names its product endoribonuclease Dicer (gene Dcr-2). The record is from RefSeq and is a predicted model, not a curated record. Gene Ontology annotation, cellular component: RISC complex; nucleus; cytoplasm. The transcript is spliced from 25 exons. Gene Ontology annotation, molecular function: ATP binding; protein binding; ribonuclease III activity. NCBI's taxonomy places the organism in Eukaryota, Metazoa, Arthropoda, Insecta, Hymenoptera, Formicidae. Bases 446 to 5302 code for a protein of 1618 amino acids. Gene Ontology annotation, biological process: rRNA processing; siRNA processing; apoptotic DNA fragmentation.
AGUAAUCAUUUAAAGUUUCGAUUGGUGUGCAUUUAUUAUUUCUAUGUGCGUCCAAUCAAAUUCUCUCGUUUUAUUAAGUAGUUUGCGAAAGUGCUGCCAAUAUUUGAUAGAUAUGAAAUUUUUACGUAGGUGUUGGCACACAUUGUGCAAUAUUUAUGAUUUUUAAGAUCAAACGGGAAUGCCCCCGGACUAUGUGUCUGUCGUGUCGGAUAUCUAGUUGCAGGAUAUGAGGAAAUUUGAUCCUGUGAGAGCUUGCAAAGGUGGAUCGUUCGACUGUUUCGUUUGUUUUUUUUUUUUUUUAUUGCUCGAUAAGUUUUGUUGGAGAUAGAUUGUGCGAAGUGUAACAAUUGACCAAAAAGAGGGAACAUAUACGUGCCGACAACGCACAUUUAUAUGAGCCUACUAAAUUUUAUACAAGAUAGAAGGCAAGUACACAAAAACACUCAUGGAGUCAACAAACGAUAGUCAGUCCAACAAUGAGUUUACACCAAGGGCAUAUCAAAUUGAUUUAUAUGAGAGAGCGAUACAGAAUAACACAAUUAUUUAUUUGCCAACUGGUGGAGGGAAAACCUAUAUCGCUGUUAUGCUUCUGAAGUAUUUGAGUAAAGAUUUACACAUACCUUAUAACGAAGGUGGAAAACGAAGUAUAUAUAUUGUAAAUACAGUUGUCUUGGUGAUACAACAAACAGAAUAUUUAAGAAGACAUUCAGGAUUAACUUGCAAUGGUUAUAGUGGAGAUAUGCAUGUAGAUUUUUGGAGCAAAGAUAAAUGGAUAACUGAAAUAGAAAACAAUCAAGUUCUAGUAAUGACUUCACAGAUUUUUGUGGAUUUACUUCUGCAUGGGUUUAUGACAUUAGAUAAAGUAAACUUAAUUAUAUUUGAUGAAUGUCAUCGAGCUGUUUGUAACCAUCCCAUGAGACAAAUCAUGCAACGAUUUGAGGAUUGUCCAAAAGAGCAUCAGCCUAGAGUGUUGGCCAUGUCAGGAACAUUAUUAAAUGCUAAUGUAAAGUUAGAUAAAAUUGAGAGUACAAUCAGGACUUUAGAAAUAACAUUUCAAGCAAAGGUAGCGACUGUUGAUUCAACAAAUUCUGUUCAAGGCUUUUGUACAAAUCCAAAAGAAUUUAUUGUCAAAUAUGAGGAGUAUAAAAUUCCUGCAAUGGUAGAAAAAAUUAAUUUGAUGACGGAAGAAUCUUCAAAUAUAUUGAAAAAUUUAACUUUUUCUAUCGAUUUAAUUUACUAUGAGUCUGCUCCAGAAUUUCGGCCUAAAACAAAAUGUUCCAAAUUCGAGUCCAUUAUACGUGACAUAGGAUUGGUUGCUAAGCAAGCAGGCAUUUAUGGCGGUAGUAAGUCAGCUCUGAUACAUAUAAUUCAACUGGAAUGUUUGAGAAAAAACAGUGAUGAUGCGACAGUAAAUGUCGUUCUGGAUUAUUUAAUUACACAAGUGAUGUGUAUGAUGAAAUUAUUUGAAAAUGAAAUGAAGAAUUUUACAGAAUUGGACCAACUAUAUAAAUUUACUUCCGAUCAAAUUCACAAGUUAUUUGAUACAUUGAAAAAGUUUAAGGAAGAAAUGUCGAAAAACCAAGAAUUUUGUUGUAUUAUUUUUGUCAAAGAGAGAUUUACGGUACAAGUGAUAUAUCACAUAUUAAUCAACCUGUCCGCGUAUGAUGAGCAAUUCAGUUUUCUAAAGCCUGAUUAUAUACUUGGAUUCCAAAAUAAUCCGUACAAACAAGCUUUAGAAUCUUCAUACAUCGCAAAAUGGAAUAAAGAAGUAUUGAAAAGAUUUAGAACUGGUUUGUCAAAUUGCAUCGUAGCAACUGAUGUUAUCGAUGAAGGUGUGGACAUACCAGCUUGCACAUUGAUAAUACGAUAUGAUCUUCCUACGGAUUUUAGAGCGUAUGUUCAAAGUAAAGGACGUGCACGUCACAAUAUGAGUCAUUAUGUUGUCUUGAUGCCAAAUAAUGAUGUUUCUUUUCUUAAAAAAUAUGAAUAUUACAAAUAUACAGAAACACGACUAAAAUCGAGUUUGAUAGGACAAAGUGAUCUGCGCUCAUUGCCUACUGAGGAUGAUAUUACAAACGUUUUGUAUUCAUAUGAGAUUGAACCGUAUAUUGUAAAGCGAGAUGAUACAAUAAUAACUUCUCUUACGGCUACGGCCGCGGUUAUCUUGAUAAAUUCAUAUUGCUCUACGCUAAUGUCAUCUAAGUUUGUUCAAUUGGUCCCCACUUGGAAGUUAUACAAGAACGAGUCUUCAGAUCCUCCAACGUUUAAGGUAUCUCUCCGACUUCCGUCAAUAUCACCUCUGAAAACCGAAGUCGUAGGUGAUUAUAUGAGUAGCAUAAAUGGUGCUAAACGAUCUGUCGCUAUGAAGGCCUGCAAAAAAUUGCACGAGAUAGGCGCACUGACCAACGAAUUACGGCCCGUAUGUCCAAACACUAUAUUAAAUCUGACAGAUUCUUCCUUAUUUCCAAACUGGAUAGACGAAAAAGAUUAUUCAAAUGUUCCUGGCACGUAUAAAAAACGUCGGGAACAUAAAUUGGAGUAUCCAACAGUAUUAUAUGGAGCAUUUCCAAAGUCUUCCAAACAAUUAUAUCUUCACAUUCUCCAUUGUAUUCCCACAUAUUCUGUGAUGGAUUACGACAAUAGACGUGUGGUUUUCUACGAACUACUUAGAAACAAAAGCGGAUUUGGUAUCCUUUCCACAACAAAAAUGCCGCUGAUACCAACUUUUCCGCUUUUUAUGAAGGAUGGAAAUUUAAAUGUCGAUAUAAAAUCUAAUCAUUCAACGAUGACAUUAAGCGAAAAAGAAAUUGAAAUGCUAAGAAAAUUUCAUUUCUUAUUGUUUAGCGAAAUCAUUCCUGUUAUUAAAUGCUUUAUGAUCUUCGAUAAUGAUAAUCUUGAAAAUUCCUUUCUAAUUGUUCCGUUGGACGAUAAUCAAAACAUAAAUUGGGACGUUGUUGGGACAUAUCAACAUUUAGAUCGAAUUAUGCCUUCCAAGCCUUUUUGCUUCAAAACUAGCGAUUACGACUUGGCUUUAGUCACUCCAACUUACAGGGGAUCGGCGAAUGUUUACAUAGUUACACAUGUGUGUGACGAUCUCACUCCCGAAUCACCUUUCCCUAAUGAAGACUUUGACACUUACACGCAUUAUUACAGAGAAAAGCACGGGUUACGUAUAGAAAAUUUGCAACAAGCGAUGUUGGAGGUAAAACCGAUACCAGUGAAAAUUGACUACAUAAAACCGAGAAAAUCAGCUGGCAAACAGGCGAAGUAUAAGAAAGCAGACGACACGGUGGAGGAUCUUCAAGAGCAUUUGAUACCGGAACUCUGUUGGAAAAUAAACUUUCCAGCUUUAUACUGGCUGAAGGCGACCACGUUGCCGUCUAUUCUUCACAGACUCUCUCAGCUUUUGAUCGCGGAAGACUUGAGACAAAUUAUUACAAAAGAGACCUACUUGGGAACAUUGGCGGGACAAGAAUGUUUAGCAUUAACAUUAGAGACAGAUGUUGAAAUAUUAAAGGAUGACGAUUCUAUCAAUGAAUCGGACUUAACGUUAGAUGAUUCGAUUGAAAGAGUACCAUUGGACCUACUGGAUCUAAAUAAUGUGUACGAAUCAGGUGAUUGUAAUCCGUGCGAAGAUCAAGAACCUCAGGAUUUAUACCGCAACAUAGAACAUAUUCAAAUGAUCGAUAUUAAAUAUUAUAAUUAUUUUAUGUUUACAAGAAGUAAAGAAAAUAAUAAUCUUCAGAGACAGAAAAGUAUGAACAAUAAUAUCGGGCAAUAUAUAGCAAGACAAGUGAUAUCAACGCCGUCGUUGACAAUGUUGUCGUUUGAGGGAAUGUCUCACGUACAUGGUCCUAGUGCGAUAGAGAUCAUGCAUGCACUUACCACCAAACUCGGCAUAGACAUGUUCGAUCUGGAACGUUUGGAAACCUUGGGCGAUUCCUAUCUGAAGUUCGCCACGUCGCUUUAUUUAUUUCAUAAAUUCCCGUAUUUCAGCGAGGGCUACCUGACAGCGAUCAAGGGAAAGAUAAUUGGCAAUCGUAAUCUUUAUUACUGUGGCGCUAAAAAAAAUAUUCCGGGUCGCAUAAAGAACGAUGCCUUUGUGCCUAGGAGCAAUUUUAUUGCACCCGCUUACACGGUGCCACGCUUAUUGCAAGCGCAAUUACUCGAGGAUUCGGUGGCGCCGAACGUGUUGUACGAACUUCGAAUACCGGAGGAAGAAAGAUUUUCCGGACACACGAGCGAGGAUACGCAAAAUUCAAUUCAGCAAAUAGUGAGCGGUUGGGACAAAGGGGACACGCAAACCGGGUUCGAACAUUAUCUCGGUGUUCAAAUUCUGUCCGAUAAAACCGUAGCAGACUCGGUAGAGGCGUUAAUUGGCGUUUAUCUCAGGAGCAACGGCAUAGUAGGCGCCGCAACGUUACUCAAAUGGUUCGAAAUAUUACCGGACAUUAACAUAGACAUAUUACUGAACACAACUCCGCUCAAACCCGUGUAUUACACUGAGAAUCUUGCUCUCCACAUGCCAUGGGCAACGGCUUUGGAAACGCGGUUCAAUUACAAAUUUAAAGAUCGAGCUCUCUUGCUGCAGGCAUUCUCGCACCCGUCUUACACAGCCAACAAAUCAACCGAUUGUUACCAAAGAUUGGAAUUUCUCGGGGACGCUGUUUUAGAUUUCUUAAUUACAUGUUAUAUUUAUGAAAACUGUGGAGGUUUGACCCCUGGCGAACUCACUGACCUGAGAUCCGCCCUGGUCAACAACAUAACAUUUGCUUGUUUGUCCGUACGAUACGGUUUACAUACCUGCUUGUUAGCGUAUGCUCCAGUAUUACACGAAGCAAUAGAUCGCUUUGUGAAAUUCCAAGAAGAGCGAGAUUAUAUAGUUAACGAUGAGCUAUUGUACGUGUUACUCGAAGAAGACGACUGCAAUAUAGCAGAAUAUGUUGAUGUUCCGAAAGCUCUCGGAGAUAUAUUUGAGUCUUUAGUCGGAGCGAUUUAUCUCGAUACCGGGAAAAAUCUAACAAAAGUUUGGGAAAUUGUCUAUUCUGUUAUGCACAAAGAAAUUGAGGAAUUUAGCAGAAACGUUCCUAAACAGCCAGUACGCGUGAUACACGAAACCACGGAUGCUCGCCCUAAGUUUUUAGAAGCGACAUCGGUUGAAGGCACUAGCGUAAUUAUGGUGCCUUUAAGAAUAAUUGUUGCCGGAAAAGAGAAGAUUUUCUAUGGUUUUGGAAGUAAUAAAAAACAAGCUAAAUGCGCCGCGGCGAAACAGGCGUUAAAAAGAUUGAGACAAGAGAAAUAAAAAGAUAAUUGUUUAUCUCAACAGAUUGCCAGUAUAUCCGAGCAGAAUGUUAAAAACAGAUCAACUUUUUAUACAUGUUUCCCAUUAUGCUCGUGCGCCAGCAAAAAGUCCGCUGACAUUAUUAUUAUUUACAUGUUUAUACGGCAUUUAUUGAAAAAAAGAUGAUAAUUAUUAUUGUUAUUAUUGUAUU